AUGGCUAGUUUUUUCAAUAGGUCUCCAAAACAUCAACAUAUUCAAGAUGUAUCAGAUAUCUCCCAAUCUAUGGAAAACGUAUCAAUUACAAGCAACAACAUGAUGGAUAUAGAUACCAGUUAUGUAUCAAGUAAACCCCAAUAUAACAAUACUACUCAAUUUAACAAAGAAAAUAUCACGCCCUUGAGUUCUCCUACUAAAUCUGUGCUCCAGAAUUCUCCAAAUGCUGCUCAUAAGUAUAACAAAUAUUAUCAUCAACAAGCACCUCCAACACCUCAACACCCUUACCACCAACAAUUGCAACUGCAACAACAACAACAACAGCAACAGCCAUUGACUCCAAAUGCAUACUAUCAAGAUCAAAAGACAACUGCUUUGCAAAAUAACAUAACUAAAUUACAACCACGUCAAGACAAUAGACAUAAGUUAACUGAUGAAGAGUUUCGUAAAAAGGCAAACAGUUCGAGAACUAAAAGAUUGACAUCAGUUGCACAAUUGUAUUUCUUGGAUUAUUAUUGUGAUAUGUUUGAUUAUGUCAUUAGUAGAAAAGAAAGAACUGAAUCUAUGGAAAGAACAUUAUUAACUGAUGAAAAUUAUAAAAAUCAACCUCAAAAACAACAAAUGGAAUGGAAGAAUUAUAUCGGUAGAGAAAGAGCAUUAUUACGUAAAAGAAGAUUGAAACCAAAACACAAAGAUUUUGAAAUGAUUACUCAAGUUGGUCAAGGUGGGUAUGGUCAAGUUUUCUUAGCUAGAAAGAAAGACACCCGAGAAAUUUGUGCCUUGAAAGUGUUGAACAAGAAAUUAUUGGUGAAAUUAGACGAAACAAGACAUGUUUUAACUGAAAGAGAUAUCUUGACCAAUACAAGAAGUGAAUGGUUAGUCAAAUUGUUGUAUGCUUUUCAAGAUCCCGAGAAGGUAUUCCUUGCUAUGGAAUUUGUACCUGGUGGUGAUUUCAGAACUUUAUUGAACAAUACUGGAUACUUAAUCCCUCCUCAUGCAAGAUUCUAUAUAAGUGAAAUGUUUGCUGCAGUUAACUCUUUACAUGAAUUGGGAUUUACUCACCGUGAUUUGAAACCUGAGAAUUUCUUGAUCGAUUCAAAGGGGCAUAUUAAAUUGACUGAUUUUGGUUUAGCUGCCGGUACUGUUUCUAAUGAUAGAAUCGAAUCCAUGAGAAUAAAAUUGAAAAGUUUGGAAGAUUUGGAGAAUUAUCAAUUACCAAGUAGAUCAAUGUAUGAAAGACAGAAAAUAUUCAAACAAAGUCAAGAUGCUCAUCAUAAUUUAGCAAACUCCAUUGUUGGUUCUCCUGAUUAUAUGGCAUUAGAAGUUUUGGAAGGUAAGAAUUAUGAUUACACUAUUGAUUAUUGGUCCUUGGGAUGUAUGUUGUUUGAAGCAUUAUGUGGAUACCCACCAUUCUCUGGUUCAAAACAAGAUGAAACUUAUCACAACUUGAAACAUUGGAAAACCGCAUUGAGAAGACCACAAACUAAAGAUGGUAGAUAUGUAUUCAGUGAUAGAACUUGGAAUUUAAUUAUCAAACUUAUUGCUUCACCAAGUACUAGAUUGAAGAAUUUCAAACAAGUUCAACAAAUGAGCUAUUUCAAUGAUAUCAAAGAUUGGAAUAACUUAAGAGAAAGAACCCCGCCUUUCACUCCUCAAUUGGACAAUGAAGAAGAUGCUGGUUACUUUGACGAUUUCGAGGAUGAGGAAAUGAUGAUGAAGUAUAAAGAUGUCUUUGCUAGACAAGAACAUAAUGAACAAUUAUUAGAGAAAUCAGGGGGUGCUAAGGGUCAACAAUAUAACUUUAUUGGUUUUACUUUCAAACAUAAAUCUAAUCCAAAUAAUAAUUUCGGCAAUGCUGAAAUUAACUUGUUAAACAUCAACAGUGCUGGUCAAAAUGGUAGAUCAUCAAGAUUGAAUCCUUUGGCUACUUUAUAUUAG
This is a messenger RNA of Candida tropicalis MYA-3404, 1938 nucleotides long. RefSeq names its product serine/threonine-protein kinase (gene DBF2). The transcript has a single exon. The record is from RefSeq and is a predicted model, not a curated record. Gene Ontology annotation, molecular function: protein serine/threonine kinase activity; ATP binding. Bases 1 to 1938 code for a protein of 645 amino acids. NCBI's taxonomy places the organism in Eukaryota, Fungi, Ascomycota, Pichiomycetes, Serinales, Debaryomycetaceae. Gene Ontology annotation, biological process: intracellular signal transduction; peptidyl-serine phosphorylation. Gene Ontology annotation, cellular component: spindle pole body.